UAGGGAGUGGUUGUGUUUGUAAGUGAAAUAUCAAUUCUUAUUUCAAGACAACUUUCAUAGUAAUUCAAUAAGUACUAUAAUUAUCAAGAUUUGAAUAAGUUAAUUGAUAUAAAUAAUACGAAGAAAAUGGAGCCUGUACCUAAAAGUCGAAAUGGAAAUCGAUCGGCAUCAGUGGGGAAAUCACAACAUGUCUUUGACUCUAGUUUAAAAAAAACUACAGAACGUCUGGUUAAAUUAAUGGAGAAAACAGGAUAUCAGUUGGUGCAAAUAAAUGGUCAGCGUCGAUAUGGAGGUCCACCUCCUAAGUGGGAAGGACCACCCCCACCAAGGGGAAGUGAAGUUUUCGUAGGAAAAAUUCCUCGUGACUGUUUCGAAGAUGAACUUGUGCCCACUUUCGAAGUGGUUGGUGAGAUCUAUGAAUUAAGACUCAUGAUGGACUUUAGCGGUUCUAACCGCGGAUUUGGCUUUGUGAUGUAUUCGUCACCCGAAAUUGCUGAUUUUGCUGUCAAGAAAUUGAAUAACUAUGAAAUCAGGGAAGGAUGGCGAAUUGGUGUCGCUAAAUCUGCAAACAACUGCAGGCUUUAUAUUUGGGGGCUUCCUACCGAUAAAAAUAUAACCGACAUCAGAUCUGUGUUGUGUCGUCUCACGGAAGGGCUCUCGGAUUUGUGGCUGUACAAGAGCACGGAUUGUGGACCAGACAAUACAGUUCAUCCUCAGACAAGUGGGCAGUACGCUCUUGUAGAAUAUGAGAGCCACCAUGCAGCUGCUAUGGCGAGAAGGCGCCUUAUUCCCGACAGAGUCCAGCUGUGGGGAAGGGAGAUCAUUGUUGAAUGGGCCACACCACACAUUUCCAUGAAGCAUCAGCAAGCCUGUGAAGGAUUGGACAAAAUGAAUCAGGAAAUACCAACAUCACAACAACAAAAUAACCAAAUACAACAGAGCAGUGCCAAUAAUGGGACCAUUUCUUCGCAGAGUUCUGACACUUGGUGUCUAGAACGAGCAAUUGAUGAAUUUAUUUAUGACAACUCCUGCACAGGUCCAAUCCCUCUUUCUUGUACACAGCAUACCGACAAUCCUAUACAACUUGUCGAAUCAGUCCGGCCCAAUGCAAAUAACAUCUCACCUGACAUCCAGAUAGCAGAUUCUGCGUCAACAAAGAAUUACAGAGGCAAUUCAAAGCCACUUGUAGCUGCUGAUGUUAACAGAGAGCUGGUUCCGUCCGGAGCUGAAGUUACGUCAACAAUGGAAAAUGGAAGACGUAUAACAAAUUAUAGUGUUCAGCUGGUAAAGCAACACACAGUUUACCAACAAUGGAAAGGAAAUUACAUUCGUGGCAAUGCUUCUGGUUCAGGAAAUAAUUCUGAUACCGUAUUUGGUAUGCAAAAUACACAACUACCGAACUAUUCAGGCAUAGAUUACAGACCACAGAGGCAGGUAUGUCUUAACGGGGUAGCUCACACCGAGAUGUUAAACUCAGAUUACAUCGAAACUAAUAAAGACGAGCUAAACACAAAAAUGCCGUUAUGUGGAACAGCUGGCCUGACCAAAUUUUCUUACGACCAGAUUCUUAGAAACUUUAACAAGCUUAAGUUUGGUAGAGCUGUAAGGGGACGUGUUCCAAUGACAAGCGGUAUCAAAACAGAACUUGCAAGCACAGGAAAUCAAAAUAUCUCUCCUGAAGAAUACGUAGGAUCUUCUAAACCUGUAGAAAAUUCAGCAUCACCCAAUGACAAAACAGGUAUAAAUGUUCGUGUUGGAGGUAAACAGAAAUUGUCACUUGGAAAAUGUUUGCCAAAUAUAAGAUGUGGUCCAGCAUCAGAUGUAAAUUCAUCCUCGUGCGCCUCUGGUAAUGCAGAAACCGACACAAAUGACCACAGCCACGUCUUCAACCCAGCCCCAGGCGGUCCAGUUUAUGUUCACGAAAGGAAUGAUAUUGUGAGCGAUGGAGACAAAAUGAAUCAUGCUACUUAUCCUUUUUGGAAAAUACUCUAAUGGGAGCGUAAGUUUUCCAUCAUCGGGUCAGUGCACCUGAUUUUCAUUUAUUUUUAAUUUUUUUUUUACAAUUUUCACAGUUCUAAAUCAAUAAAUGUUAAGCAAACAGUGUCUUUCUUUAUAUAACAUUAAAUAAUGUAAUUGUAGGUACGCAUUAUAUAUUGGCAUGUCUCAAUUAAGAAACUUUUUCAUUUUAUUAUGGA
Messenger RNA from Zootermopsis nevadensis, 2195 nucleotides. RefSeq lists its product as uncharacterized. The record is from RefSeq and is a predicted model, not a curated record. Lineage: Eukaryota; Metazoa; Arthropoda; Insecta; Blattodea; Termopsidae. Gene Ontology annotation, molecular function: RNA binding.